Messenger RNA from Hipposideros armiger (great roundleaf bat), 2361 nucleotides. It is a transcript of the gene CCM2L, whose product is annotated as CCM2 like scaffold protein. Bases 56 to 1762 code for a protein of 568 amino acids. NCBI's taxonomy places the organism in Eukaryota, Metazoa, Chordata, Mammalia, Chiroptera, Hipposideridae. The transcript is spliced from 10 exons. Gene Ontology annotation, biological process: heart morphogenesis. The record is from RefSeq and is a predicted model, not a curated record.
GAGAGGGUGGAGGGGGUGGCCAGCAGGGUGGCAGGAGUAGAAGGGACGAUUCACCAUGGAAUAUGAAGUCAAGAAAGGGAAAAAGGGCUUCGUAUCCCCUAUCCGGAGGCUGGUGUUCCCCAAGGCGGCUCGUCGGGCAGCCUUUAGGAGCAGCGUGAGCCGCCGCCCCCUGCACUCCAUGCCCCUUUAUCCCCCUGACUACCUCAUCGACCCCCAGAUCCUGCUAUGUGACUACCUGGAGAAAGAGGUUAAGUUCCUAGGCCACCUCACCUGGGUGACCUCCUCGUUGAACCCCUCCAGCCGGGACGAACUCCUGCAGCUGCUGGACACGGCCAGGCAGUUGAAGGAGCUGCCGCUGAAGACCACGGCGGAGCAGGACAGCAUCCUGAGCCUGUCGGCCCGCUGCCUGCUGCUCACCUGGCGUGACAACGAGGAGCUCAUCCUGCGUAUCCCCACUCACGAGAUCGCCGCCGCCUCCUACCUGCAGGACGACGCGCUGCACCUGCUGGUGCUUAAGACAGGUCUGGGCGUGGACCCAGUGCCGGCCGGUGUAGACGCCAGCCCUGGCGGCGCAGGGCGUGACCCGGGCCCGCCGGGCGCGGCUCCCGAGAAGCGGCGGGUGGGCACCACCGAGCGGCGCCACACCAUCUGCAGCCUAGACUGGCGGAUGGCGUGGGGCGGGGGCGCGGGCGCCGAGGCCCGGGCUGGUGGCGGCGGCGGCGGCAGCCUGGAGCGCCAGCGCGUGGGGCCCCGGGCGUCCGGCAGCUGGGAGCGGCGGCAGACGUUCAGCGGCAGCUGGGAACGGCGGCAUGGUGGCGGCGGCGGCAGCGCGGGCAAGCCGGGCGGCAGCUGGGAGAGGAGGCAGGCGGGCGGCGGCGGCAGCUGGGAGCGGCGCCACCCGGGCACCAACCCUCUCGACCCGCAGGACCCCAGCCCAGACGCCUACUGCAACCUCGUCAUCCUGGCUGUGGCCAACAGGGAUGCUGCCGAGGAGUCCUGCGCCCUCAUCUGUCAGGUCUUCCAGAUCAUCUAUGGGGACCAGAGCAUUGAGUGUGUGGACCGGGCCGGCUACCAUUACACAUCCACACCCGAACGGCCAUGGCUCUGCAGCCGCAGUGAGAGCUGCCGAACCGACGGGACUUAUGCCUACGACGCUGACUUCAGCUGCUGCAGCUCCUUCAAUGGCUCCCAGGACACAUUUGAAGCAUGUUACAGCGGCACGUCCACACCCUCUUUCCAUGGCUCCCACUGCAGCGGCAGCGACCACAGCGGCCUGGGCCUAGAGCAGUUACAGGAUUACAUGGUCACGUUGCGGAGUAAGCUGGGGCCCACUGAGAUCCAGCAGUUCGCACAGCUGCUGCGGGAGUACCGGCUGGGGCUGCCCAUCCAGGAUUAUUGCUCCGGCCUGCUGAAGCUCUAUGGAGACCGGCGCAAGUUCCUCCUCCUUGGGAUGCGGCCCUUCAUCCCGGACCAGGACAUCGGCUACUUCGAGGGCUUCCUGGAGGGCGUGGGCAUCCGCGAGGGUGGCAUCCUCACUGACAGCUUCGGCCGCAUCAAGCGCAGCAUGAGCUCCACGUCCGCCUCUGCCGUGCGCAGCUAUGACGGCGCGGCUCAGCGGCCCGAAGCACAGGCCUUUCACCGGCUGCUGGCUGACAUCACGCAUGACAUCGAGGCGCUGGCUCCAGACGACGACGACAGCACGGACGAGGAGCCCCGGGGCUCCCCGGGCGGGGGAGAGGCGGAUGAAGACAACUACCUGUAGCCUGUGGCCGCCGCCAAGGCGGAGGGCCUGGAGUGGGUGGCCCCGCAAUCCCGCCUCUGAGCCUCACGUCUGCCUGCCGUCUCCAUCCCUAGUCUGGACGGAGACUCACACCCUGACCAGGACCCCGCCCUCGGGGCUCCAGUCUCUGCAGUACCGAGAAUGCCCUGCAGGGGACGAGACCCUCAAGUCCUAGGCAGUCGCACAGGGCUCAGCCAGCCCCUCUGCCUGCCGGGGAGAGGCUGUGUCCUCUUUUGUCCCACUAGCCGGGAGUCUCGGCCACCAGGACACACCCUCCUUCCCCGACUCCGGCAACUUUCUGGAGGCCAAGGGAGAGGUGAUGAGUGGGCUCCACCUGCUGGCCGACUGAGAAAAGACUUCCCAGAGCCCAGAGACUUCUGUUCCUCCUACUCUACAGUUUGAGAAACCGUUUUAAAAAAAAGAAAAGGGGGCCGGCGGAGUGGCUCAGUUGGUUAGAGCGCGAGCUCUGACAGUUCGAUUCCCGCUGGGAUGGAGGGCUGCACGCUUCCCCCCACACACACACACACACCCGCAACUAGAUUGAAAGCUGCGACUGGACUUGGAGCUGAGCUGCGCCCUCC